ACCCAAUGUCUUGGAAGACUCCAAAAGUGAAGAUUUCUUUGGAUGUUAAAGAAAGAAAAGAAAUAAAAAUAUUAUUUUAGGGCGUCUCACCUCUCAUAUCAACUUCUAGUUCCAGCAAAAUGGCGGGAAGAAUAGACGGAAGGGCUUCGGGCACAGUAGAUUUCUCCGGCCAUCGUCGCCCUGCCGUGGAUCUGACCGGCGUUGUACAUCAACUGCCAUGCUGUAUCAAGUACAACGGAUCCUCCGACGUCUCUCACUACUUCAGACCCAAACCUACUGAGGUGGUAUUUGAUGGUCUAAGCAUAGAGGAAGCUCAUUUCAGAGGAAGGAAGCUCAAUGGAACCACGCUUCCCAUACCACAAGGCUAUUCUGGUUGUUUUCUCUUAAUUGAUUUACUACAUAAAUUAUAUGCAUAAUCGACGAAUCUUAAACGCUUCAGUUUCAACAUUUGUAUCAGAGGUCAUUCGUAAUGGAAUGUAGAAAAUACUACUUCUUAGCUUAUUUAACAAUGUAUGAGUAGUUCAUAAGUAACAACAACAACAACAACAACCCAGUUAAAUCCCACAAGAGUAGGGUCUGGGGAGGGUGUGUGUACGCAGACCUUGCCCCUACUCGAAAGUAGAGAGGCUGUUUCCAAAGAGACCCCCGGCUCAACGUCGAAAGUUGCAUUGCUUGACUAACUGCUACUUCAUUAAUUAAAGAAGCGCAGACAGUUUAGAGAUCCAUUUUGAUUUAUUCCAUCACACCCCAAAGCCAAAAAAUGGUGAAAUUUUGG
Messenger RNA from Cuscuta campestris, 775 nucleotides. NCBI's taxonomy places the organism in Eukaryota, Viridiplantae, Streptophyta, Magnoliopsida, Solanales, Convolvulaceae. The record is from the annotation of a GenBank genome assembly.